Danaus plexippus (monarch butterfly) is the source of this 558-nucleotide messenger RNA. RefSeq lists its product as uncharacterized. The transcript is spliced from 4 exons. Bases 19 to 462 code for a protein of 147 amino acids. The record is from RefSeq and is a predicted model, not a curated record. NCBI's taxonomy places the organism in Eukaryota, Metazoa, Arthropoda, Insecta, Lepidoptera, Nymphalidae. Gene Ontology annotation, molecular function: odorant binding.
ACUGUGAGAACGUUUGAAAUGACUUACACUGUGGCACGGUUUUUAUGCUUAUUAUUUUUAACAAGCACCAUUUUAGCAGGAGAUAAGGAUAGUCCUAUCUAUGCGGUAGUGCACAAGACUCUUUCAAUGACAGCGAGGUCUUGCAUGGUCAGUGCGAAUGCAAGCGAAGUCGAUUUGGAACCUCUCCGUGAAGAUCCGCCUUUUCCCGAGAAAUCUGCGUGUAUUUUAAACUGCCUUUUAGAAAAAAUAAAUAUCGUCAAAAGUGGAAAGUUCUCCAAAUCCGGGUUCAUGACAACAAUUAGUCCACUUGUUUUCACAAAUAAAAAGAAGAUGGAUCAUAUGAAAACUGUUUCUGAGAACUGUGAUAAAGAGGUAAACCACGACGUGUCUUCAUGCGAACUGGCAAAUGAAAUAACAUCAUGCAUUUACAAAUACGCACCCGAAUUACAUUUCAAAAAUUGAUGCAAAAAUUUGUUGAUCAUAUAAUUAAAUUAUUAUUACUUUUUGUUUUAUUGCGUUUUGAAAAUUCAAACAGAGGAAAACAAACUAAUCAGUUUU